AUGUCCUUAUUGCGCGAAGCUGAGAGGUGUGUCGCUAAUCAAUAUACACACAAUUUCAAUGCCUUCAUAACCCCGCUGGCACGCGCGGGGCAAUGGCUCGACCGCGUGAAAGAAGCAGAUGAGCGCAAGGAACAAGGUACCACCAAGACACAGGCGCACACUGUCUACUUGAAAGCUAAUGACAUGAAAGGGAAGCCCAAAUCCGCCGUCGAUGGCCGUCUGAUCUCCAUCAAAGACAAUAUUUGCACACGCGACCUCCCGACGACUUGCGCUUCCGGGAUUUUGGACAAAUUCACCAGUCCCUUCAAUGCCACCGUCGUCGAUCAGCUAGAGGCUGUUGGGGCUAUCAUAGCCGGGAAGACGAAUUUGGAUGAGUUUGGCAUGGGCUCGAACUCGAUUAAUUCACACUUUGGUCCGGUCAAAAAUCCAAGGCGCGAUGCUAGCGGGGAAGAUCUCUCUGCUGGCGGUAGCUCCGGUGGAAGCGCUGCUUCAGUUGCGGCCGAUCAAUGCUAUGCUUCGCUGGGGACAGAUACCGGAGGCUCGGUCAGACUGCCAGCCGCAUACACGGGGACCGUAGGCUUCAAGCCAUCUUACGGAUUGAUCUCACGAUGGGGCGUGGUGGCAUAUGCGAAUUCACUGGAUACAGUCGGCAUACUGGGGAAAACAACCGCCAACGUCCGGGAUAUAUUUGACAUCCUCAACAAACAUGACCACCGCGAUCCUACCAGUCUAUCUAUCUUCUCUCGCGACCGAAUUCAACACUCCCUUCAUAACCCACAGCUCACAGCCCGACUGAAAUCCACUUCUCUCCGAAUUGGCGUGCCAAUCGAAUAUAACGUUUCCGAGCUGACGUCGUCUGUCAGACGUGCUUGGGCGCUUUCACUGGCACACUUGAAGAAACAGGGCCAUACCAUCCACUCGAUUUCUCUGCCUGAUACAAAGCAUGCUUUGUCAACUUAUUACGUUGUCGGUCCGGCUGAGGCAUCUUCGAACCUGGCUAAAUAUGAUGGAGUUCGGUACGGCACUCGAGCUGAGGGCCCAGAUGGAGAUGGGAAGCCAGAUGGUUAUUUGUAUGCCAAUACGCGCGGAGAAGGGUUCGGCCAGGAAGUCAAGAGACGGAUUGUUCUGGGGACAUUCUCUUUGAGUGCUGAUGCUAUGGACAACUAUUUCAUUCAGGCUCAGCGGGUGCGUCGUCUUGUCCAGAAAGAUUUCGAUGCUGUUUUUACGGCCAAGCACCCACUUGCUGCUCAUGGGACUGGGAUUAAAAAGGAGAAUGAUGUCGAUGUCAUUAUUUGUCCUACUGCUCCUUCGUCUGCGCCGCGCUUGUCAGAUCUGAUGGACAAAACUAAGCCCAAAUCACCAUUGGAAGGCUAUGUCACCGAUGUGUACACCGUUCCGGCCAGUUUGGCUGGCUUGCCAGCAAUCUCGGUUCCGGUGACUGUGUCUGGUGAGCAAGAAGCCGAGCUGGCUGGUAUCCAGGUCAUUGGUCAAUAUGGAGAUGAUCAGCUUGUUAUGAAAGUUGGCGAGAUGUUAGAAGGGAAACACUUGGAAGCAUGA
Molecule: messenger RNA, 1557 nt
Organism: Penicillium soppii
Lineage: Eukaryota; Fungi; Ascomycota; Eurotiomycetes; Eurotiales; Aspergillaceae
Product: glutamyl-tRNA(Gln) amidotransferase subunit HER2
Exons: 3
Coding region: 1-1557 (518 amino acids)
Biological process (GO): mitochondrial translation; glutaminyl-tRNAGln biosynthesis via transamidation
Cellular component (GO): mitochondrion; glutamyl-tRNA(Gln) amidotransferase complex
Molecular function (GO): glutaminyl-tRNA synthase (glutamine-hydrolyzing) activity
Source: RefSeq, a predicted model, not a curated record